AUGGCUCUUUCUGUGUUCUUAUCUUCCUCUUCUUCUAAAAGAAAACACAUCCUGAAGUUUUUGGAUGCGGAGAAAGACAUCUCGGUGCUGAAGGGAACUCUGAAACCGGGAGACAUCAUCCACUAUGUAUUUGACAGGGACAGCACCAUGAAUGUUUCCCAAAAUCUCUAUGCCCUCUUACCAAGGACAUCCCCGCUGAAGGGCAAGCACUAUCGGACGUGUGCCAUUGUGGGGAAUUCAGGCAUCCUGCUGAACAGCGGCUGCGGCAAGGAAAUUGACGCCCACAGCUUUGUGAUAAGAUGCAAUUUAGCCCCGGUGCAGGAAUAUAUCCAUGACGUUGGAAUGAAGACUGAUCUGGUCACCAUGAACCCUUCCGUCAUCCAGCGUGCCUUCGAGGACCUGGUGAAUGACACUUGGCGGGAGAAGCUGCUCCAGCGCCUUCAUAGCCUCAAUGGCAGCAUCCUUUGGAUCCCGGCAUUCAUGGCCAAAGGGGGCAAGGAACGGGUGGAGUGGGUCAAUGAACUCAUCCUCAAGCAUCAUAUUAACGUCCGCACCGCCUACCCAUCUCUGCGACUGCUGCAUGCUGUGCGAGGGUAUUGGCUGACAAACAAAGUCUACAUCAAGCGCCCAACCACUGGUUUGUUGAUGUACACCCUGGCAACGCGCUUCUGCAACCAGAUUUACCUCUACGGUUUCUGGCCAUUUCCCCAAGGUCCAGACCAAAGCCCCGUUAAGUACCACUACUAUGACAGCCUGAAAUACGGCUACAUGUCCCAGACCAGUCCUCAUACCAUGCCUUUGGAAUUCAAAGCCUUGAAGCUCCUGCACCUCCAAGGAGCCUUAAAACUCACCGUUGGGCCCUGCAACGGAACCACGUAAAAAAGAAACCACUUUCCUGGAGGCUGUGCCCCAUGGGAGGAUUGGGGAGGGGAGGCUGGGAGGAGUGGUAGAUGGAGAGAUGGGUUUUCUUGGUUUGGGAGAUGAGCACAAGCAUGGCUGCGGGGGGGGGCUCUGCGUUGAAGUGGAGCCAGCGUUUGGUGCCAGGGCCAGAAGACCUGUGCGGGAACCCUAAGAGAAGAUGGCCUUUGCCCUUCCCAGGCCUGGAAGCCACUGUGACGUGUAUGGGUACUUUAGUGUGACAACUCAGUGUUAGGCCAGAUGUUGUGCGUGGUCUAGAAUUGGUAGGUAGGGCUCGUUUGGCUAAGAAUGCCGGGCGUUUCCCGGUUUGUGUUGUGUUCUUGGCUUAGUUGGAUAUAGGCGUUAGGGAUUAAUCCUUAGAACUGCUGUUUUUUGAGCAGGGAGGGAAACAGAGCAGAGGCACUGCGGGUCAGUUCUCAGAAAGCUACUGGCCAAGGAGAGGUUUAACCGUGCUGUAUGGAACUUUUUUCAAGCUGGGCCACCAGCUGUGCCCAUUCCGAAAAAGCACCGAGCAACAAAAGCCAACUCAGGAUCCUCAGACACAAAGAGGACUGGAGUUUCUGACAUUUCCACGGGAAGAGAAAAUAUCAGCCCAUUCAUCGGACGGACAGCGUGGCUCAUCAUUUUUUAAUUUUUUAAAUAAAAGAUAAAAGACAGAAGUGGACUUAAAGGGGAGCAUCGUUUUUUUGUUUCCUGCUGUGGUUGGCCUCUUCCUUGGUAGAGAAAGCCCCUUUCAGCGGUAACUAAAUAAGCGAUGCCCGUCAGGAGCAUCCAUCGACAUGGCAUCAAAAGAGACAAGACGCCAUAAUUCUGCAAACAAAAGGCCAGUUCCUUUUUUUUCUUUUAAUAUGCUCUGCCUUGGUGUGCCGUGAAGGAAAGAAUUGACAUUUGGGGUUUUCGAUUUGUAAAAGCAAAUUCGCCGGCUGGAUCUUUUCUUUUUCUUUUUGUUCCAACUGUUUUAUUGUGCUUUAGCAGAUUUGUUAAUAAACCCAGUUUUAAGUCCUUGUA
Molecule: messenger RNA, 1926 nt
Organism: Thamnophis sirtalis
Lineage: Eukaryota; Metazoa; Chordata; Lepidosauria; Squamata; Natricidae
Source: RefSeq, a predicted model, not a curated record